This is a messenger RNA of Eucalyptus grandis, 2598 nucleotides long. Its product is annotated as U-box domain-containing protein 33. The transcript has 9 exons. Bases 289 to 2358 code for a protein of 689 amino acids. The record is from RefSeq and is a predicted model, not a curated record. Lineage: Eukaryota; Viridiplantae; Streptophyta; Magnoliopsida; Myrtales; Myrtaceae. Gene Ontology annotation, biological process: protein phosphorylation. Gene Ontology annotation, molecular function: ATP binding; protein kinase activity.
CCCCUAAAAAAAUCUCAGUUGAGACGCUCUCUCGUUUACUCAGAGAAUUCUCAUGUCUCGCUUUCUGUUUCUCUCUCUUUCUAUCUCUUUAUAACCAACCAUAUUCCCCUAAAAAAAUCUCAAUGGAGACGCUCUCUGGUUUACUCAGAGAAUUCUCAUGUCUCGCUUUCUGUUUCUCUCUCUUUUCUGCUCUUACUAGCUAUCUAUCUCCAUUAUAGAAACUCCAGAGUCUGUUCAGUUUCAUUUUUGAUAAGAUCGUCUUCACCAUCCUACCCAGCACGUCUCAAUAUGGCUGUGGUUGACCGUAUAGUUACACUUCCCGAGUUCAGAGUCCCGGCGGUCAUGCCGAGCUUUCACAGGGUUGCACCUGAACUGGUGACGCCGGAUUUCGAAGAUGUGAUUUAUGUUGCAGCUGGGAAGGAUGUGAAAGAGGGCAAAGCGAAGCUUGUUUGGACGGUGCAUCAAUCCAGAGGCAACGUCAAGAUCUGUAUCAUUCAUGUUCUAGUUCCUUCGAAGACGAUCCCCAUGGGCGGCCUGGGUGCUGAGAUCCCCGCGAACUUGGCGAACGAGAUCUUGUUGAGGGAACACAGAGAAAACGAGAGGAUAAACAUGCAUAAGAUCUUGGAUACCUACCUGCACGUUUGUACAGAAAUGGGGGUACCAGCAGAGAAAAAGUACAUAGAAUCGGACAGCGUUCAAAAGGGAAUUGUGGAGCUCAUACGUUUACAUGGGAUCAGAAAGCUUGUAAUGGGUGCAGCAGCAGACGGACGCUGUUUCAAGAAGAUGACAGAAAUCAAGUCCAGGAAAGCCAUCUUCGUUCACGAUAAAGCUCAUAUCUCUUGUCAAAUUCGGUUUAUCUGCAACGGGCACCUCAUUCACACUAGGGAAGCUCGAACAGCUGAAGCCAUUGGAGAAGUUCCUACUGAUGCAACAUCACCAACGAGUCCAGCUCUUGGAGCUGGAAAGUCAGUUUUCUUGAAAUCACGAUCCGCCACAGUGCAGAGAAGUGGUACGGCGAAGUUGAGCAAUCCAUUUCAAGACCUUAUGAGAAGAACUUUCUCCUUGAACGCUGAUCGACAUGCAGUGAGGCCAAUGGCUUCCCCUUCCCCACAUAGCACUCCUUCCGAUCAGCCUAAUGUGGAGUGCAUGCUGGAGAGGCAAGACACUUCCCAAGAACUCGCAACAAGCCCUUCCCAUCAUCUGCAGUUGAUUCGGUCGGUCUAUCAUACUGGCCACUCAUCACUUUCCAACACUCUGGAUAUGGAUGAAAACGGCAUGCGAGAAGUGUUUGAGGAAGGAGUGACCACUCAUGCUGAAGGAGAAGUAGGUAUCACUGAGGGCGGGCGAAAGGAUCCCAGGAAGUUGUUGGAAGAACUAGAGAAGGUGCAGCGCAGUGCCCUGGAAGAAAAAUUGCAGCUCGAACUCAACAACGCACUCCAAAAGGCCGAGGAGAUGAGCAGAAGAAAAGGAGAUUCCUCGGGCACAAUGUACUUCUCUGAGUUCUCCAUGACCGAAAUCAAGGAAGCUGUGCAGAACUUUAACCCAGCCUUGAAUAUUGGAGAAGGCAGUUGCGGAACCGUGUAUAGAGGUUUCCUUCGACAUACACCGGUGGCCAUAAAGAUCAUUAAAUCUCAUAGCAUGCAUCGUUCACAAGAAUUUCAACAGGAGGUGGAUGUGUUGAGCAAGGUGAGGCAUCCCAAUCUCAUCACGCUCAUCGGUGCUUGUCCAGAACCCUGCACUCUUGUUUAUGAAUAUAUUCCGAACGGUAGCCUUGAAGACUGGCUCCGCAGCAGCAACAGGGCAAAGCAGUUGCCGUGGCAAGCUCGGGUACGUAUCGCCACAGAGCUCUGCUCCGUCCUGGCCUUCCUCCACUCUUGGAAGCCUAGCAUCGUCCACGGGGAUGUCAAACCGGGGAACAUCCUACUGGACGCACACCUCAUGAGCAAGCUCAGUGAUUUUGGCAUCUGCCGACUGCUGUCCAGUGGCGAGCGGUCAAGCAACAAUACCACAGUUGUGCACCUGACCAACCCGAAAGGAACAUUUGGGUACAUGGACCCCGUGUUCCUCGUCGAGGGAAAGCUCACGAUAAAGUCCGACGUAUAUUCUUUUGGGAUUAUACUGCUUGAGUUAUUGACGAGGAGGCCCGCCUUAGGAAUAGCAAACGCAGUGAGAAAGGCAGUUAGCGCAGGGACUUUGGAGACAAUCUUGGAUCCAUCGGCUGGAGAGUGGCCCUAUAUGCUGGCCAAGGAGUUGGUUCAUUUGGCUUUGAGGUGCUGCGAGAUGAGCAGAAGGAAUAGGCCGGAUCUCCGCUCAGAUGUGUGGACGGUGCUCCAAUCCAUCAGUGCUUCCUGUCAAUAAACCCGGACUUCUGUAUACUGAAGAAUUUACCGAUAUACAUGUUCAAGUGUGUGCUUUGAACUUCAGGUAAAUUGACUUUCUGGGUAAUGUGUGGCUGUCGUCGGUGAGUACGGACUGGUUUUUGUAAAUAUAUGCAUAGAUGUUUUGCUACGUCAUGUAUUGAGUUGUCAUGUUGAAAGUUGUUCCUGCAUGUACCCACCAUUGUUCUUAUGAAUAGAGUUUCUUCUGCAUUAAGUACAU